Molecule: messenger RNA, 1221 nt
Organism: Zasmidium cellare ATCC 36951
Lineage: Eukaryota; Fungi; Ascomycota; Dothideomycetes; Mycosphaerellales; Mycosphaerellaceae
Exons: 1
Coding region: 1-1221 (406 amino acids)
Molecular function (GO): protein binding
Source: RefSeq, a predicted model, not a curated record
AUGGCCGAGACAGAACAAACGCUCAACCUCCUUACGCUGCCACCCGAGAUCCGCGAGGAGAUCUACCGCCUCAUCCUACAUCCGAACGCAAAUCGCCGCUACCACGAAGACGAAUACACCUCGUAUGACUUCAAGCCAGCGCUCGUCCUCUUCCGAAUCAACCGCCAGAUCUACCUGGAAUCGCGCAAGGUCUUCCGAGAACUAAACACCUUCGUUCGCAUCGAGACACCAUGGGCAGAAACCCAGCAACAUGUACAGUUGGAGGGACAUGUACCCAUCGUGGUGAACAAAGAUCGAGCAUACAACUUCGAAGGACACACGAUGAAUGUGCUGAUUGAUGCGCCGCAUCAUAUGUCGUUAGAGCUGAACAUCCAGCGCUUUAUCAUACUGCUUGAUGAUCUGGAGAAGUUUACCAGGAUGUGGCACUAUGCGGAUCUUACGUACCCUGGACUGAACGAGCAUCUGCGACUCGAACUGCAGCUGAGGGACCCAUACGCCCCUGAUUGGGAAGAGAAACGCAUGACCAAGGCGUUGCAGCGCAGGCUCUUGCUGCCUUUCGGGGAUGUCAAGAAUGUCAACGAGACGGUGGUUGGCGGAGACAUAAAGCCAUAUCAGGCGAUAGAGAAAGAGCUGCGUGAACUUCAAUCGAAGCCACAUCUUUCCCCGGAGCACUGCUUGCGCGAGUCAACCAGGCUCAAGCUCGAAGGAAACGCCGAGCUGAAAGAGGGACGGUAUCGCGAGGCGCUGGAACUGUACAAUCAAGCAUGGCACGCCAUCCAUGUGGUCAUCAAAGGAAGGAAAAGACAUAUUCACGGCGAUGCUUUCUUCGGCCGAGAACUACGCGAGGAGCCUUUCGUUGGCAAGAACGGCCAAGCAGAGCGUCUACUGCUCCGCGUUCAACUUGUGGCGAACACCUGCUUGGCAUACCUCAAACUGGAAGAGUGGGAUCAAUGUCGCUUUUGGGGUCAUAGAAGCAUUAGCAUGCUACGAGAAGCCAUGGGAGCGGAUGAUCGAAUGACCAUCAUUCCAGAGGAGGAAGCUGUCCUCGGCUUCCCAGCUGCCGACCAGAUGGGAAAGAUCUACUACCGAACUGCGGUCGCAUGCAAGAUGCUUGAAGAUGAGAGCGAGGCGAGGAAACUGCUGAGGGUAGCGGCUGUCUAUCUACCUCGAGACGAGAACAUCCGUAGAGAGAUUGCUGCGACGGCGUUGAGGUUGGGAUGA